Messenger RNA from Entelurus aequoreus (snake pipefish), 5518 nucleotides. RefSeq names its product solute carrier family 45 member 3 (gene slc45a3). Gene Ontology annotation, molecular function: sucrose:proton symporter activity. NCBI's taxonomy places the organism in Eukaryota, Metazoa, Chordata, Actinopteri, Syngnathiformes, Syngnathidae. Gene Ontology annotation, biological process: transmembrane transport. Bases 268 to 1980 code for a protein of 570 amino acids. Gene Ontology annotation, cellular component: membrane. The transcript has 6 exons. The record is from RefSeq and is a predicted model, not a curated record.
ACACGUCCAUCUUGAUGGUCCGUGUCAGUCACAGCUGGCUAGUUGGCUGCCACAAGUUGAGCACUAAGCGGCGAGUCUGGGGCCAGCGAGUCGCUGCAAGGAUUCCCCCGGUGCGGAACGUCACUAAAAGAUCCUGAAUGCUGAGAGGAGAAUGAAUCCUUUAGGUCAUCGAAGACCUCUACGUGUCUCUGCUGCUGUCUGCCCUCGUCUCUGCCCUCGCUAGUGGCCAUACCACAGGGUAGGAAAGGCAAGGCUGCCCCAGUAAAUAUGCCUGGAUGGAGGUCUCGGUGGCGCCUUGUCCUGCUGAACUCCCUCACCUGUGGCCUGGAGAUCUGUGUGGCAGCUGGGAUCACGUAUGUGCCCCCGUUGCUGCUGGAGGCUGGAGUGGAGGAGCGCUACAUGACUAUGGUUCUAGGUAUCGGUCCAGUCCUCGGCCUCCUCUUCGUCCCUCUAAUUGGCUCCGCCAGUGACCACUGCAACAGCAGUUAUGGCAGAAGGCGACCUUUCAUCUGGCUGCUCUCUCUGGGAGUCCUCUUGGCACUUUUUAUCAUUCCCUAUGCAGACGUCCUGGCUGCACACUUUGCCUGGGGCGGACACACCUUACAGGUUGCUUUCCUUAUCCUUGGAGUGGGUCUUCUGGACUUUUGUGGACAAGUAUGCUUCACACCAUUGGAGGCACUGUUGUCAGACCUCUAUCGAGACGGGGAAGACUGCAACCUAGCCUUUGCAAUGUUCUCCUUCAUGGUCAGCCUGGGAGGCUGCGUGGGAUACUUGCUUCCUGCGAUAGACUGGAGCCAUAGCCUGCUCGCCGUUUACCUCGGAGGCCAGGCCCAGUGCCUCUUCUUUCUCCUCAUCUUCAUCUUCAUCUCCAGUGUUCUCAUCACUAUGAAAGUGUCCGACUCUGCUGAACCCUACCGCGCAAUCAGCCGCUCCGCAACCGCCGAGUCUCUGCUGGAUUCAGGCGGCGCUACAAUGGAAUCUGACCAGUGUGGCGUCUCUCGCUCCUGCUGCUACCUGUUGAAGUGCAAGCUGAGGCUGCUGAAGACCGGACCGCUGCUGUGUUUGCUAAGAACAUGCGGUUCCAUGGCUCCCGCCAUCUACAGAAGCUACUGCCAUGUCCCCAGGGUGAUGUGGCAGCUGUGUGUGGCUCACCUCUGCAACUGCAUGGCCGUCAUGUCCUUCAUGCUCUUCUUCACAGUCUUUGUAGGGGAAGGUGUGUACAGUGGUGUGCCAAACGCUGAACCAGGAAGUGUGCCCAAACAAAGAUAUGAUGAAGGCGUCCGCAUGGGAAGUCUGGGCUUGUUCCUGCAGUGCGCUACCUCAACCUUCUUCUCCAUGGUCAUGAGUCGCAUGGUUGCCCACUUCGGGUCUCGCCGGGUGUACUUGAGCGGCAUGGUGAGCUUCACCGCCUCCGCUCUGGUCAUCUGCCUUUCCAAAAGCGUGGUGCUGGUCACGAUCAUGGCCGCCCUCACCGGCUACGCCUACGCCACCCUGCAGACCUUACCCUACACCCUCACCUGCCUCUACCACAAAGAGAAGAAGGUGUUCAUGCCAAAAAGGAAGACCAAACACGUGCAUAAAAACGGCAUCAAAAACAUAACCAAGCGGGACUAUUUGGCGGCUGCAGAAGAGGGACUAACCAACGCCGCUGGCGCCCCCUACAGCCAGGACACUUACUACUCCGCUUCCCUCACUCAGAACGGAAUCACAGAACAGGACCAGCCGGAGUUGGGAUACGAAAACCGUGGCGUGGGCUUGGACUUUGCCAUUUUAGACAGCACCUUCCUCCUCGCUCAGGUUAUCCCCACCCUUUUUAUGGGCGCCAUUGCGCAAUUGGCACAGUCUGUGACGGCGUACAUGGCCUGCUCCGCCAUCUUGGGCGUCGUCGGCAUCUAUUUUGCCACUCACGUCGUCUUUGACCAAAAGGACCUCAAAGGCCGAGACUUGGACGGGAAACCCAUGGAGAAGAUUGUGGAGUAAUCAGUUUCCCUUUGGGUGGAGAGGAGGUGAACAAUGCACUAAAGGAUCGUUUGGUAUCCCAGGAGGCCUUGCUCCAUUGAAACAGCACCUUAUCAAGUGUGCCGAUACGAGGCAGUGGAGAUAAAAAGUGAACAUAUCAUCAGCAACGUGCAGCUACAUCAAUUACACCUGUUUACCCUGUUAAUAAUGCUGGUGCACAUAACUACUUGCAGGGUAUUUACAUGCUUUUAGUUUGGUACUAAGACCCCUCAUCACCUUCCUUUACAGCCAAGUAGGGGAACACUGCAGGACUAACCCUUUACAGUCAUUCUUUGGUCAGGGCAUUGAACCAGGUUGUCUUAGAAGACUAUUUCAUCGGUUCUUGUUUAAAACUCGAGCUGUCCUAUCUAAUCAUGAGAAAGAACCGAUGAAGCCUCUAAUGAAUCGUUCACAACUGGACUGUCCAGGUUGUCUUAGAAGACUAUUUUAUCAGUUCUUGCUGAAGAACUCCAGGUUUCCUAUCUAGUCAUGAGAAAGAACCAAUGAAGCCUCUAAUGAAUCGUUCACAACUGGACUGUCCAGGUUGUCUUAGAAGACUACUUCAUCGGUUCUUGCUGAAAGAGUCAAGCUGUCCUAUCUAGUUAUGAGAAAGAACCAAUGAAGCCUCUAAUGAAUCGUUCACAACUAGACUGUCCAGGUUGUCUUAGAAGACUAUUCCAUCGGUUCUUGUUUAAAACUCGAGCUGUCCUAUCUAGUCAUGAGAAAGAACCGAUGAAGCCUCUAAUUAAUUGAUCACUACUGGACUGUCCAGGUUGUCUUAGAAGACUAUUUCAUCGAUUCUUGUUUAAAACUCAAGCUGUCCUAUCUAGUCAUGAGAAAGAACCGAUGAAGCCUCUAAUGAAUCGUUCACAACUGGACUGUCUAGGUUGUCCUAGAAAACUAUUUCAUCGGUUCUUGCCGAAGGACUCGAGCUGUCCUAUCUAGUCAUGAGAAAGAACCGAUGAAGUCUCUAAUGAAUCAUUCACAACUGGACUGUCCAGGUUGUCUUUGACUAUUUCAUCGGUUCUUGCUGAAAGAAUCAAGCUGUCCUAUCUAGUUAUGAGAAAGAACCGAUGAAGCCUCUAAUUAAUCAUUCACAACUGGACUGUCCAGGUUGUCUUAGAAGACUAUUUCAUCAGUUCUUGUUUAAAACUUGAGCUGUCCUAUCUAAUCAUGAGAAAGAACUGAUAAAGCCUCUAAUUAAUUGAUCACUACUGGACUGUCCAGGUUGUCUUAGAAGACUACUUCAUCGGUUCUUGCUGAAAGAGUCAAGCUGUCCUAUCUAGUUAUGAGAAAGAACCAAUGAAGCCUCUAAUGAAUCAUUCACAACUGGACUGUCCAGGUUGUCUUAGAAGACUAUUCCAUCGGUUCUUGUUUAAAACUCGAGCUGUCCUAUCUGGUCAUGAGAAAGAACCGAUGAAGCCUCUAAUUAAUCAUUCACAACUGGACUGUCCAGGUUGUCUUAGAAGACUAUUUCAUCAGUUCUUGUUUAAAACUUGAGCUGUCCUAUCUAAUCAUGAGAAAGAACCGAUAAAGCCUCUAAUUAAUUGAUCACUACUGGACUGUCCAGGUUGUCUUAGAAGACUACUUCAUCGGUUCUUGCUGAAAGAGUCAAGCUGUCCUAUCUAGUUAUGAGAAAGAACCAAUGAAGCCUCUAAUGAAUCAUUCACAACUGGACUGUCCAGGUUGUCUUAGAAGACUAUUCCAUCGGUUCUUGUUUAAAACUCGAGCUGUCCUAUCUGGUCAUGAGAAAGAACCGAUGAAGCCUCCAAUUAAUUGAUCACUACUGGACUGUCCAGGUUGUCUUAGAAGACUAUUUCAUCGAUUCUUGUUUAAAACUCAAGCUGUCCUAUCUAGUCAUGAGAAAGAACCAAUGAAGUCUCUAAUGAAUCGUUCACAACUGGACUGUCCAGGUUGUCCUAGAAAACAAUUUCAUCGGUUCUUGCCGAAGGACUCGAACUGUCCUAUCUAGUCAUGAGAAAGAACAGAUGAAGCCUCUAAUGAAUCAUUCACAACUGGACUGUCCAGGUUGUCUUAGACUAUUUAAUCGGUUCUUGCUGAAAUAAUCAAGCUGUCCUACCUAGUUAUGAGAAAGAACCGAUGAAGCCUCUAAUGAAUCGUUCACAACUGGACUGUUCAGGUUGCCUUAGAAGACUACUUCAUCGGUUCUUGUUUAAAACGCAAGCUGUCCUAUCUAGUCAUGAGAAAGAACCGAUGAAGCCUCUAAUGAAUCGUUCACAACUGGACUGUCCAGGUUAUCUUAGAAGACUAUUUCAUCAGUUAUUGUUUAAUACUCGAGCUGUCCUAUCUAAACAUGAGAAAGAUCCGAUGAAGCCUCUGAUGACUUAAUCACUUAUGGACUGUUUAGGUUGUCUUAUAAGAUGUUUCACAUGUCUGACCAGGGUUCAUCACUACAUGCUCAAGGCUAAAGCUGUCCUAUCUUGUCUUGAGCAUGAACCGAUGCAGCCUACUGGGACCCACUGUAAACAUUAUAUGGACUUUCACUGUGCUUUUUGAAGUUAAAUGAAGGUUUCUCUGGGUCUAUCUAGUUAGGUUGGUUAAAGACAUCUCUUUUGCUUUAUCAAUGACUUGUUAUGAAGCUGUCCUAUCUUGUCCUGAGCACAAACUGCUUGGAUGAGAGUUGAAACGUCCUGUAAGACAACCCUCACAGUUUGCUGAGUUAAACCUGCAGAUGCCUUCUCUUCCAGUCGCUAGUGUUGACCACAACUAUCCAGCUGCAAUACCGUAUGCCGCCUGGCCAGGUUCCUUGCUGACACUGCAGAGCGGCUUUUACUCUUAUCUGUCUUCAUAGCUCAGGUUUAAUGUCAUGCCUUGAACGUGCCAUCUUCAUUAGGAAGAAGAAUCCCAAGUACACAACAUUUGUAACACACCUUCAUUCCCUCACAUCAUUGCACUCCUUUGACAAUCUUGGACUUGAAGUGAAGAUAGUCAACACUAAUGUAGGCUACAAAUAUGCUUCUGCACUGUUUAUGGUUUUAUUAGAGCAUGUUUCUUUCUGCUCUGAUUCUACUUGGGCAAAAGGAAACAUUGAUGGGUUGCACAAUCAGUUAAGUGCCUGUGUAUUUUAUAGACUUUUGUACAUAUGUUUUUAUUUAUGAUACUUUUAUGUCAAGAAGAAACAAAUGUUUUUAAUUAUUGGCCUGUAGCAUCUGCUGUAGGUGCAAUGGAUAAGGGCUAUUUUUGUGAAAAGGAUAAAUUAUUUGUAUAGACGACGUGCUAAGUUAUUUGAACAAUGUUCUUUGCUACUCCUUUCCUUUUAUUACCACUAGUCUCAAAUACAUCAACUUUUCAUUAUUAACCACGCUUUCUUUUAGCUCCUCUUGCAACCAAAUGUCCUGUUAGAUUCAUGUUUUUAAGCAAAUGUCCUGUUUUUAAAGUGCCAAUUUCACACUCCCAAGGCCAGAAAGAUCAAAAUAUAUAGUUUGUCAUUGACGCAUGCAGCCAUGACAGGAUGGUGUUCAUUUUACGUUCAUAACGUUCUGUCAGCAAUAAAAUGUCA